CCAAAAGAUAUAAUGGCUCCAGGUCUUGUUGAUCCAGCCCAAUUCACCCAGGCCAGUGUCGCAGGUAGUAAGCCUGCACCCAAAACAAAUGCGCUGAAUUACACACCUGGCCGCAACACCGUCACCCAGCAUGACGAGACUUACGAAUAUGAAGACCUUCGACCUCGCUUCCCAGAAGUCACAUGGCCAGCCUUGACCGAGGUACCAUACGAGGAUAAAGGUCUUCUCGGCGACCCUCAAUUCAAGAAUCUCCUAGCAUCCGCAACCGACGUAUUCGACUACAACCCCAAGAUCGGCACUGAAGUUCACGGCGUCGACCUCGCCAACCUCACCGAUGCCCAGAAGAAUGAUCUUGCCCGCCUCAUUGCCACUCGAGGCGUUGUCUUCUUCCGUAACCAAAAGAACCUCGACAUUGACAAGCAGAGAGAGCUUGGCAAGUACUUUGGAACUCUUCACAGUCACGCGACCACUGCCACCCCAAGGCGUGAGGGGCUCGAGGAUGUCCACGUCGUCUACACCGGAGAGAACUCGCCUGACCUCCGAGCCCUCUUCACCCCCAGCUUCCUCUGGCACUCCGAUGUGACAUAUGAAGUCCAACCACCAUCCUACACCUCCUUGAAGGUCUUGACUGGUCCCCCCCGUGGAGGCGGUGGUGACACUCUUUGGUCUUCUCAGUAUGCUGCCUACGACCAGCUUUCGGCUGGCAUGCAGAAAUACCUUGAAGGACUCACAGCUAUCCACUCCGCCGAGCUUCAAGCUCAAGGCACCCGUGAACUCGGCCGUACCGUACGUCGUGAGCCAGUGACAACUGAACACCCUCUCAUCCGCACCAACCCCGUUACCGGCUGGAAGUCUCUGUUCUUCAACCCAGGCUUCGUUACCAAGAUUGUUGGUAUCCCCAAGACCGAGAGCGACGUCAUCAUCUCCUACCUGAACGAGAUUGUCUCUACCUCUCCCGAAAUCCACGCCAGGUUCCAGUGGAACAAGGAUGACGUUGCCUUCUGGGACAACCGUGUCACCAAUCAUUCUGCUUCCUAUGGUUUCGCACCUCACCGUAGGCAUGCUGUCCGCGUCUGCUGCCAGGCCGAGCGUCCUUACCUCGACCCCAACAGCAAGUCUCAGGAAGAAGAUCUCUCUGAGCGCUAUGGUAUCCCCAAGGCCAACAAGGACGGAUCUGGCAUUGUCAACUACAAUGACUAGACACCCGUUUCAACCCUUUAUUCUUAUUCUGCUUGCAACAAGGCCAAUGAGCAGGUUGCAUUACAUGACUUUCACUUUACCACAUUCACGAUGGAAUCGCCUUUUGGCGUUAUGGAACAAAACUUGAUGCUGCGAUUUUAGCGAUCUGAGAACACACAUUUCAAAAUACCCUUCAUUUGGCGAGACAAGAGGCCAGACCUUACUACAGAACGUACAUAAUGAGAG
Molecule: messenger RNA, 1425 nt
Organism: Aaosphaeria arxii CBS 175.79
Lineage: Eukaryota; Fungi; Ascomycota; Dothideomycetes; Pleosporales
Product: alpha-ketoglutarate-dependent taurine dioxygenase
Exons: 3
Coding region: 13-1200 (395 amino acids)
Cellular component (GO): cytoplasm
Molecular function (GO): 2-oxoglutarate-dependent dioxygenase activity
Source: RefSeq, a predicted model, not a curated record